CUCAAAUCGACAUCUUGCCUUGAGAGCGGAAGAGGAGCCCUAGGUAAUUCAUUUAGAUUGUGGGGGGAGAGAGAGAGAGAGAGGAGAUGGGGAAGGACUCGAAAGCGAAAGAGGGAGGUGGUAAGGGAGGAAUUAAGGGAAAGAAGUCAACUGGCGGCGGUGGUGAUGAGAGCAAUUCCAAUUCCAAGGGUAAAGGAAAGGCUGCUGGAAAGUCCUCCGACGGCCUCGGUACCUGCACUUAUGUCAAAGCGAGGCAUAUCUUAUGUGAGAAGCAAGGGAAAAUUAAUGAAGCAUACAAGAAAUUGCAAGAUGGUUGGCUGAGCAAUGGAGAAAAAAACAUUCUUUGUGAGUUUUCUAAAGUAGCAUCAGAGUAUUCUGAAUGCCCAUCAGGAAAGAAAGGCGGAGACCUUGGGUGGUUUCCUAGAGGGAAAAUGGCUGGGCCGUUUCAGGAUGUUGCAUUCAGUACACCAGUUGGCGCAACCAGUGCACCAUUCAAAUCAACGCAUGGCUAUCAUAUUAUCCUGUCUGAGGGGAGGAAAAAUUGAUCAGAUCCUAUGACCAUAAUUACGAACUCUUCUGUCUUGUUGAAGUUCAUAGAAUAAAAGACCAGAAGAUAUGUUCUCAGUGUAAGAUAAAUAUUAUGUCAUGCAACUUGUUGCGAUCGCCUUAAAAGAGAUACUUCUGCAGUAACUUUAUGGAAUUCAGACUGUUUACUUGAGUUUAUGGUUUCAAGUCUUAAGAUAUUGUUGUAAGAAAUAUUCAUAUUGAGUCUGGUAUUCAGUUUUUGCAAUUA
Molecule: messenger RNA, 793 nt
Organism: Asparagus officinalis (garden asparagus)
Lineage: Eukaryota; Viridiplantae; Streptophyta; Magnoliopsida; Asparagales; Asparagaceae
Product: peptidyl-prolyl cis-trans isomerase NIMA-interacting 4
Exons: 6
Coding region: 87-545 (152 amino acids)
Biological process (GO): rRNA processing
Molecular function (GO): DNA binding; peptidyl-prolyl cis-trans isomerase activity
Source: RefSeq, a predicted model, not a curated record